Molecule: messenger RNA, 1911 nt
Organism: Ceratotherium simum simum (southern white rhinoceros)
Lineage: Eukaryota; Metazoa; Chordata; Mammalia; Perissodactyla; Rhinocerotidae
Gene: SERINC4
Product: serine incorporator 4
Cellular component (GO): membrane
Source: RefSeq, a predicted model, not a curated record
AGAUACCCCUCACAUAUACACCUCCAAGAAUUCUGUUCAACCAGGAUGGUUGACGUCUAAUCCUAAACCAAUUAAGAAACUAAUCCACAGGAAGUCAGAUAUGCAAACUGCUUUCUAAUCUGGGGAGAACAGGCUGAGUGGCCCAAAGGCCCUGGGGAGAAAGUCACAGGGAUAUUUGCAUUUACCACAUCCUGGAGGUUUGUGUUCUUUUCCUGAUGUCCCUCCCGAUCCUGCCUUAGGCUGGGUGACCGGCUCCAUCACAGCCACAGUGCAAUGGGCUGAGGGCAAAAGAAAGCUGCUGCUUUCUCAUCUAUCUUCCAUCUGGUGGACCUGGGCCUAAUCCCUGGGACAAGGAUGGUGGGUGCAAAAGGCAUCACAGGCCCCAGCACCUCCCUCCGACUGGCUCAGCAACGCGGUGGAGUCAGCAGUGUCGUGGUAAAUCCUCCCUUCUAUCAGGUGUCCUGCUGUGGGCCUCUUCCCUGUCCCUGCUGCUGCCCUUGGAGGUGGCCCCCUCUCACAGAGUCUGCGUGUAGCCGCCUGUUCUACAUCCUUCUCCACGUGGGGGCGUCAGCAGUCUGCUGCCUCCUGCUGUCAAGGACAGUAGUGGAAAGGGUCUGGGGCAGGGCACAUGGGAUCCAGAUGCCCUCGGGGUUGUGUGCCCAUCUGUUUGGCCAUUCUCACUGCCCAGAGCUCAGUGGCUCUGGGGCUGUGUACCGAGUAUGUGCAGGAACUGCCACCUUCCACCUGCUGCAGGCUGUGCUGCUGGUCCACCUCCAAUCCCCCACCAGCCUGCGGGCACAGCUGCAUAACAGCUUCUGGCUCCUGAAACUGCUGUUCCUGCUAGGUCUCUGUGCUGUUGCCUUCUGCAUCCCUGAUGAGCAUUUCUUCCCAGCCUGGCAUUACAUUGGCAUCUGUGGAGGCUUCACAUUUAUCCUGCUGCAGUUGGUGCUUAUCUCAGCCUUUGCCCAUUCCUGGAACAAGAACUGGCAGACGGGUGCAGCCCAAGACUGCCGCUGGUUCCUAGCUGUGCUGCUGGCCACCCUAGGAUUCUACAGCAUGGCAGGUGUGGCAGCUGUGCUCCUGUUCCACCACUACACACACCCAGCUGGCUGCCUGCUCAACAAGAUGCUGCUUAGUCUGCACCUUGGUUUCUGUGGCCUCCUCUCCUUCCUCUCCAUCACUCCCUGCAUCCGCCACAAGCACCCCCGCUCUGGCCUUCUACAAGCUUCUAUCAUCAGCUGCUAUAUCAUGUACCUGACUUUCUCUGCGCUGUCCAGCCGUCCUCCAGAGAGUGUAAUCCUUCACGGACAGAAUCACACUCUGUGCCUGCCUGGCCUGAGUAAAAUGGAACCCCAAACACCAGAUACUUCUGUGGCAGUACUGAGUGCUGGCAUCAUGUAUGCUUGUGUGCUUUUUGCUUGCAUCGAGGCUUCCAACCUGGCUGAGGUACUUGGGCCCUUGUGGAUUAUCAGAGUUUACAGCUAUGAGUUCCAGAAGCCCUCACUCUGUUUCUGUUGCCCCAAAACAGUGGAGCCAGAGGAAGGGCAAAGGGGUGGGGCUGCCAGGCCAGCUGACCAAGAGACCUCUCCAGCUCCUUCUGUGCAAGCCCAGCAUCUUUCCUACAGCUACUCUACCUUCCACUUCGUCCUCUUUCUUGCAUCACUCUAUGUCAUGGUUACCCUUACCAGCUGGUUCAGCUAUGAGGGAGCAGAACUGGAAAAGACCUUCACAAAGGGUAGCUGGGCUACCUUCUGGGUCAAGGUUGCCUCAUGCUGGGCCUGUGUACUCCUCUAUCUGGGGCUGCUCCUGGCACCAUUCUGUUGGUCCCCCACCCAGGAUCCCCAGCCUCCUCCUAUCUUCAAGAGACAUUGCCAUCGCAUCGUAUCACCAGAUAACAAAUAUCCAGUCUAG